GCUAUUUUAAGUUAGGUUUUUAGUUUUCGACUAACAAUAUUAGUAUAAAGGUCAAAACUAUUUUACAGGCUUUUAAGUAGGCGAGCAAAAAAUUGCAAAUUUUGUUAACGAAACUCCUACACAUCCCAAAUUUCGAAAUAAAUGCACCCGGGGUUCAAUGUGCUGCUUUUAAGCAAACCUGGGCGAUUUGCCGAUCUGGCAACUACGCCAAAAUUUAACCUAAAAAAAUUUAAAUAAAAACCAUAACAAACGAACCGUUAUAACUAUAAAACUUGAUAUCCUGGUACAGGAAAAAAUGGAACAAAGCAUUUACACUCUGAAUAUACCAAAAACGAAAUUAACUAGAUUACAUUCAUUGGGAACGUACUAUGUAAAUGAUAUGACGAAACCCAUUAUAGAAACUUUGCAGCAAAAUAUCGCGGAGGUGUCCCAAUCGAAAACAGCAUUGGAUCUUCUUGAAGAAGAACUGACUAAUCAGUAUAUUUUAAGCUUCAAUAUUGAACUUGACAAGAUUUUAACAGGUGAAAUUACACCUCAUAGGAUUGUCGAGCUUGCUGGACCCCCUGGUAGUGGAAAAACACAAAUUUGUUUUCAGCUAAGUGUGACCACUCAGCUCCCAAUAAGCUUAGGAGGUCUUAACGGUCAAGUGGCAUAUUUAUGCACCAAUAAAAACUUCUCACCCACAAGGGUUCAAGAACUUUCCCAAAAACUUUUAAACCAGUUUAAUAAAGUGAACAUCAAAACCGGACUGACUUGUAAAGAUUUUUUAAGGAAUAUUUUUGUUUUUAAUCUGAAUAAUCCUGCUGAUCUUUCUACUGCUGUAAAAUACUUGGACUAUUUUUUAAGAGACAAGAAGAUUAAAUUGGUAAUAAUUGAUAACAUCUCGAACCCUUUAAGAAAAUUAAAGGGAGUGGAGAGGACUGCUUAUGCAUAUACUUUGCUAAAUGAAUUACAAAUGUUAAGUAGAACUUUUGGGUUUGCAAUACUUAUCACCAAUGACUUUACUACUAAGAUUAAAGAUAAUGAAGUAAUUUCUGCCCCAUCAUUUGGUGACAGUUUCUUAGACAGAGUUAAUACCAGAAUAUGUUUAUAUAAACAGCCUGAAUGCGAAGUUUAUACAGCGGAAUUGCUUAAAAGUUCAUGUAAAUCUAUGAGGAAUCAUUUAGGAAACAGUUUUUGUAUGUUUUGAGCAAGUGCUGUGAUGAGCAAAUGGAGUAACAUUCAUAAAAUCGCUGAAAACUAAGGCAGGACAAGCCGCCAAAAAGAAUACAUUUACAGUGAUAACCUACAAUUUCUACUCAACACCCGACGAAACUGAAUCAAGUAUACCAAAUCAAAAUGAUCCCGAAAGCCAACAGUCACUCACGAGUAACCUAGACCAAUACCUUCAUCAUCCAGUACAUUUACAUCCACAAAUCGAAGGGGAACAAAAAGACUAAAUACGGUCGAUGAAGAAAUACUGAAAGCUAUACAGGCAAAAUCCGUGGAGUCCGAAUUAAUUGACGACGACCGUGCAUUCAUUCCUUGCCAACCGUGAAACAAUUGAACGAAGAUGAUAAGUUUGAAUUUAGAAUUGAAGUUAUGCAACUACUUCGCAAAUGUAAAAACCGUAGGCUUUCGUCUUCGUCAAAUACUAUCGCUUCUACAGAUAUUGAUGACCUCCAAGCUUUUUCACCUCAGAAAGAUACUCAGCAGUUUUCACCCCCGCAAUUCAUCCAACUCACUUCACCCCAGCAAGAAACCUCGAAGUUUUUAUUCCAGCAAGUAGCCCCACAGUGUUCAUCCCAGGAAGAUGGUAACGUUGUUGUGCAAUCUUUCACCGAAUUACUUUCGCAAGAUUUUUCUACCACAUAACGAGAUAAUCACUUUCAAUUAAUAUUUAUAGAUGACUUAACUGCCCUCCAUAAGCUAAUGGGCGUAUCUGCAAAAACAGUGUUUUGAGAUAAUGAAGGUUUUGUAUUUUUUAACGUGCCACCUAUUAAACUUCACUAAAAUGAAAGAUAUGGAGUUUAUAGUAAUUUUUUCUUAAAAAAUCAGUGGCAUUAAUAAAAAUUGCAACUUGUUUUUAGAUUUUGAGUUAUGGCAGAUACGCCUAUUUUCCUUAGUAUCGUUUUACCAUUUGCUGAUUAAAUUAAAAGAUGUCUGAACUAUGAAAUUUAAUACAUAUAGAAUAAUGUUUGAAUAUUUUUAUCAACUUAUAAAAAGUGAUUAAGUAAUAAAAAUACAUUCGUUAAAA
Messenger RNA from Anthonomus grandis grandis, 2236 nucleotides. RefSeq names its product DNA repair protein RAD51 homolog 3-like. The record is from RefSeq and is a predicted model, not a curated record. Gene Ontology annotation, biological process: reciprocal meiotic recombination; meiotic DNA recombinase assembly; DNA repair. Gene Ontology annotation, molecular function: crossover junction DNA endonuclease activity; ATP binding; ATP-dependent DNA damage sensor activity. Lineage: Eukaryota; Metazoa; Arthropoda; Insecta; Coleoptera; Curculionidae. The transcript has 5 exons. The coding region runs from base 296 to 1189 and encodes 297 amino acids. Gene Ontology annotation, cellular component: Rad51B-Rad51C-Rad51D-XRCC2 complex; Rad51C-XRCC3 complex; replication fork.